AUGAAGCCCUCCGACUUCAUGACCAAAGCGCUUGGCCUUCGUCCAAUACACGAAGCCGUCCUCGAGGGCGACCUCAAAAAGGUCAAGAAAAUUAUCCAUCAAGACAAGAAGAAUGUAGUAAACAAUCAGACAACCAGAGACAAAGUCACCCCUUUACACCUAGCAGUACUCACCGGUUCCCUCACGACAGUUAAGUUACUCUUGCUCUCCAAGGCCUCCUUCAGUAUCUGUGAUAAGAAGGGGUACACCACCCUACAGUAUGCGCGCUCCGGCGCCUUAAGGGCAAAAAAAUUACAACAGUACGAGCGACUUGGGUGGCAGCCGGCGAAACGAAGGGCGCCCAUAUUCCGCGAACCCGAAGCUCUACGAUCCAUACUUUCGACUAAUGACCACCCUCUCUCCGGCUCGACGAUCCUCACAGAUGGGAGAAGACUGACGAUACUACGUAAAGUCGUCACUACAAACCUGGCAUUUCCGGUUCAGAAUUCUACAUGCGGCUUCAUCGCUUCAUACGCAUCGACCCUCCCACAGAUGAUGGCCGUAAGCGGCUGGAAAGAUGAAAGGGAGGAGUCAUCGAUGCAAGGGGUCCUUCCCAACGCCAAAAUGACAGCUCUGGUGCGAUAUGCCUGUCAGAUCAUGGAGUUCAAACUAUAUAUGCAACCCUACGACUGUCCGGGAGAGAGUGUCGUGCCACCGGAGCAUAUUGGCAGGUAUAUGGCAUCACAUGUUGAAAAGCAGUUGUCAACGACUUGGGUCCUGAAAUUACUCCAGGACUUCCUCAAGACCAGCGAUUUGGUUCGCAUGGCAGAGCUAAAGCACAUCGAACUACCCUCCGAGCGAUCUAAGGCUAAGGUCUUCCUCAACCACAGUCCCUGUGGCAGUUGCCUAAGCUACUUGGCCAAAAUCCGUCGAGUAACUGGCAUCACCUUCGCCGUCGAGACUAUUCCCUUUGCCGUCCCCGGAAACCGUACCUGCAGCGACUACUCCAACCCUCCUCCGAUACAACCAGGCGCCAAGGAAGACCCAUUAGUUGCUGAAUGGGACAAUGACUACGAAGAACUUGAUCGGCAACAGGAAGUGGACGAAAAUGGCCCAAUGGUUGACUUCGAAUCGCUCGUCGACGGUGAAGAUAACGAGGUCUCAGAUAAUCUCCCAGUAGCUCAAGUGGACAUGCAAGAAGUCACGACCCCGACUGCGCUAAAGCCGACCACAGACCCAACUUACCGGCAAACCGGAAUUGUUGCUGUUAGACACCGACAAGGCUUGCAAGGCACCUCUUCCCCCAGUCACUGGGAAGUCUUCAAAGGCCAGAAUUUCUGUGCCAAACCCUUGAAAGGCGUUCGGAACCGCUUAGGACUCAACAAGGAGGAAUUUGACCAAUUCCUCGAAGCACAGUCUCCUCGACGUCUACUAGGGUCCGGGUCUCUCCUUGACCCCAUUUCGACAAUUAAUGGCCGUUCGGCAUUUUUCCAACCUCCUGUGGCCGUAUCGGCCCCGCUGCAGGGAGCGGGAGCUCGGAAUCCCGAACGACUAGAGCAGUCCGUUCAACCUUCUUCAUCACCGCCGCCCCGCUUAGAAAUAUGUCUUCCUCAGCUAAUUUCUUCGAACAGGUCGCAGUACGCUAUGGCACCGGACGACGAGCCCGCUUCUCCCAUCAACGAAUCUCGUAAACAGCUGAACCUAAAACGAUUCAGCUAUCGCAAGAAUAGCCGUCAUCAACACGUUUAUCCACGUCUUUCAGAUGCAAAUCCGCGUCUUUCUAGGUCGCCCGCUUCUUCCCACUUACUGCAGCGCCUCAAACUGGGACAGUCGAAGGGGCUAGCCGGUAAAAGGACCAGCAAUAUGCCCGGUGCCAGCAACGAAGAUACGGCCCAGCAAAAUUAG
Molecule: messenger RNA, 1884 nt
Organism: Sordaria macrospora k-hell
Lineage: Eukaryota; Fungi; Ascomycota; Sordariomycetes; Sordariales; Sordariaceae
Source: RefSeq, a predicted model, not a curated record